This is a messenger RNA of Syngnathus typhle (broad-nosed pipefish), 4537 nucleotides long. It is a transcript of the gene zbtb16b, whose product is annotated as zinc finger and BTB domain containing 16b. Gene Ontology annotation, biological process: regulation of transcription by RNA polymerase II. Bases 210 to 2087 code for a protein of 625 amino acids. The transcript is spliced from 7 exons. Gene Ontology annotation, molecular function: RNA polymerase II cis-regulatory region sequence-specific DNA binding; DNA-binding transcription factor activity; protein binding. Lineage: Eukaryota; Metazoa; Chordata; Actinopteri; Syngnathiformes; Syngnathidae. The record is from RefSeq and is a predicted model, not a curated record.
AUGAAUUCCGCGACUUGACUCGUGUACUUGGAAGCGAGAGCGAGUUUUUGGAGCGGGCACUGUGAAAUGUGGCAGCAUGAUGCUGCCUGGAUAAUCAGCGGACAGCAGCACGGGCGGACACGACAAGCGGGAUUACAGACCCCCAGCUGAAGAAGGGCUAACGCCUGAUGCGAGGCCGCAGCCAAAGUCCGAGCGGGUUCUGACAAAACAUGGGCGUGCUCCAGCUUCACAACCCGGCUCACCCCGACACGUUGUUGCAGCGGGCCAACCAGAUGCGCCUGGCGGGCACCCUGUGCGACGUCAUCAUCACGGUCGACGGCCACGAGUUCCCAGCGCACCGCACCGUGUUGGCCUGCACUAGCAAGAUGUUCGAAAUCCUGUUCCACCGCAGCAGCCUGCGCUACGCUCUGGACUUCCUCUCGCCCAAGACCUUCCAGCAGAUCCUCGAGUACGCGUACACGGCCUCGCUGCAGGCCACGGCCGAGGACCUGGACGACCUGCUGUACGCCGCGGAGAUCCUAGAGAUCGAGUUUCUAGAGGAGCAGUGCCUGAAGGUGCUGGAGACCAUCCAGGCCGAGGAAAGCGAGGACACGCUGGUGCGGAACCACGUCGGCGGAGACCACGGCGACCACGGUCGGGCCAGACACUGGCGGCAUCUCAUGUCCAAGAAACAUUCCAUCCCGGACGGAGCACCGCGUACUACUGCUCUGCACCAACUGACCUUGUACCACAUGACAGAGAGGAUCCCACCGGGGUCAGACCCAAAUGCCCCUCCAGAACUAAGUCCCAAGCUGGACAUGAACAUUUCCCAGCAGCAAAGCAGCGCAGAGGCUCCGACCCUGGAACGCAUCGAGGGUAUCAAAUCGGAGAACAUGCAGGUGGACGAAGCCGACUGCUGCCAGGGCCGCUCGUCCGAAAGCUGCGCGUCGGAUCCGAGCCGAGACGAUGGCCCGGGGACACCGCUGAGAAGCAGCGUGAUCACCAGUACCCGAGAACUGCACGCCAGUCCCGAGGAGGGCGUGGUGGGAAGCUCUCUGGACUGUUUCCCCGGGUUAGCCGAGAAGCACCUGGCAUCCAUUUACGCCAUGGCCCCAGACCACGCCGGGGAGGCCAUGACCCAGGUGUCCGUGUCUCUGGCCCCAUCCCUGGGCAUGCCGCUGGACCCGCGGGCCUACGGCGGCCUGUUGCACCAGGGCCUUCUGCACCGGGAGCUCCUGAGCAGGCUGGGCCAAUUUGCAGCAGGAAUGAGGCACGAGGGGUCCGUUCUUGGGCCGCAGUGUUGCGGCGAAUGCGGGCUGCAGUUACACAGCCGGCAGGCCAUGGAGCAGCACAGGAGGCUGCAUGAUGACGAGAAGGGCCACGGCUGCGAAUUCUGCGGCAAACAAUUCCAGGACAGCAUGCGGCUACGCAUGCACAUGUUGUCUCACACAGCUCCCGCUGAGGCUCUGGUGUGCGAUCAAUGCGGAGCUACCUUCUCCUCAGAGGAGGCUCUGGAUGCCCACCGGCUAACACACACAGGGACUGACAUGGCGGUGUUCUGUCUGCUGUGCGCAAAGCGCUUCCAGACCCAGAAGGCCCUGCAGCAGCACAUGGAGGUCCACGCAGGCAUGCACAGCUACAUCUGCAGCCACUGCGAGCGACCCUUCCCUAGCCACACCACCCUCAAAAGACACUUGCGCUCGCACUCGGGCGAUCAUCCGUUCGAGUGCGAGUUCUGCGGGAGCUGCUUCCGAGACGACGGCACCCUGAGGGGUCACAAACGCAUCCACACGGGGGAGAAGCCUUACGAAUGCAACAGCUGCGGGAAGCGCUUCAGCCUCAAACACCAGCUGGAGACGCACUACCGCGUGCACACAGGUGAGAAGCCAUUUGAGUGCAAGCUGUGUCACCAACGAUCCAGAGACUACUCGGCUAUGAUCAAGCACCUGCGCACGCACAACGGCGCGUCUCCAUACCAGUGCACCAUCUGCCAGGACUUCUGCCCCAGCCUGGCCGCCAUGCAGAAGCACAUGAAAGGCCACAAACCGGAGGAGGUGCCGGCAGACUGGAGGAUAGAAAAGACUUAUCUGUACGUCUGUUAUGUCUGAGCAGGUCUUGGACCCGGUUGAAAAAUAUGGCUGAGGUCAUAGUGGCGACUCUUGCCGGGUCAAAUUUAAAAAUGCAAAAGUCGAGAGGUAAACGUGCUGAAACGGUAACGUACUUUAUGACAUCGUCUGUGCCAUUUAACGACAAAAGCGUUUGGUGAACCGUACGCGGUCUUUAAAACACGAGCUCAAAAAUGGGUUCAAACUGUGAAAAAAAGAUGCAGAAAGCAACCAGCGCCGGCUGGCCCACUUGGUUCAAUCGAGUCUUUGUGAGAGUAUUCCGUUCCCUUAACCACACCGUAAGGAAUUCCACGCAAAAGUGGCAACACGUUUACAUGAGAACAAUCUAAGAAAAAUGGGAGUUGGCUAGAUUUCUUCGCGAGGAUAUUUGUCAAGAUUUUAAGUCACAGUUCCACGGUUUUCAUUUUUUACUCUGCAAAACACUGACUGAUCAUUUCUGUUUAAAUGCUCCAGUGUAUAUUGGUGAAAGACCAGAUAUGUUUUUUUUCCAAAGCCGAUACUGAUUAUUAAUAGUCAAGAUGGCCGAUCACCCAUAUUUGAAACAGACAUUAAAUUUGCAGUAAAAGGGAAAUAAUUGGUGUCAAAAUUGAUUAAAAAAAACAUGUUUGCUAAAGUCCCUUUUCAAAUUUGCCACACCUUGUAGCUUUUUCUUUUAAGUCUAUACAUACAGAGAAUAAAUCUUUUAAAAUGUUCAAGUGAAAAGGUAAAAGAAAUUCCCUAGAGUUAACCAAAGAUUGUUCUCUUAUCGGCCUUGAGAUUAUGGAGAGAAAAAUAUAAUAAAGAUAAUCGGUCUAUCAUAGUUUAUUACAUUGACCCUAAAUGAGAAGCUGCACGAUUGACAGCUGCCAUUCAAAUACCUAAAAAUAUUCUGGUCAUAUAAACGCUGGUUGCUAACUGUUGAAAAGUCACCUUUAACAAAGCGGAUUAAAAAUGUCAUUUUUGGCUGUCAGUUUGAGAUUAGCAACAGUGUCUGAGUGGCUCUCUUGAUUCCGCUGUUAAAUUUUCCCCUGACUAUUUGAUUUUCCUUGCUGUUGUUUUUAUUUUAAUUUUUGUAGUUGUUGUGCACGUUUUACUUGAACUGGUUUUUGGCCUCACAACACACGAGCUCAUAAAUGGUCUUUUCUCGCGGCGGAUGGCGUCGCGGGUUCCGAGGUAGCAGGCUUCAAUGUCAAAUCAGUGUCAUUGCUAUUUUGUUGUUUGUAAACAAAUACGUGCUGAUUAUCACCACCGCCGCGCGGGGUCGUCCGCCAUUUUUCCCCGUUUGUCGGCAGGCGAACAGUGUUGAUUUGUCUGUGGGUUUCUUUUCCUAACAAUUACCGUCACAAUUUCAAUGGUCAAACUGUGUCAGAAAAGAGAAAAAAAAAAUGUAAAGAGCCUCAACAUGGCUUUGAUGUGUUUUUUUUUUUUUAAUCACCGUCUAUAAUUAGAUGUCUUAUAAAUCACAAAACUGAUGAAAAUAGAACAUGAGAAGCAAAGUCGUUUUUUUUGUGUUAUUUUUAAAGAAAAUCCAGACAAGUGGCAGUUAGUGUGAGUUGUUGUGUACGUGUCAUGUACAGGCCGUCCGUCCUGCGUUGUUGUUCCUGUGCGGGCCUUAUCCUGUUGUACUUUUGUAUCACGGUAAUUUGCUGUCUUGUUUACAUUUGAGAAACAUCUUUAACGUGUGUGUUUGAUAAGUCUCCGAUGGGGGGAAAGAAAAAAAAGUUCCCUUUUUCUAUGCGGAGCGUUGACAUGCUUGAGUAUGUGGGUCUGUGCUGUUGGUGUUUUUUUUUUAGUUUCUCGCUCCCAAAUUCGAGAUGAGAUCCACGUCUCGGAACAUUGCAACUGGAAGCAAAAUACUGUGAUUGUGACGCUCUGAUGCAAGUUGCCAGCAAGGGCGGUGUAAAAAAAAUGUUCAAAUUGCGUUGCCGAUUGAGUGAAAGUUAACUGUGAGGUUUUUUUUUUUUUUUCCUAGGGUGAAAACGGUGUACAGCACAUCGUGGCAACUUGAUGCCAUGACACACAUUCACUGUAUCUAUUCUAUACAUGAACAUGCACUAUAACCAGUUUAGUCAGUGGACCAAAAGAAAUAGAGCACUUUUGUUUCAGAUGAUUUUUUUUUUUUUUAAAUCUUUGUAUGUUGUGAUAAUGCAGAUGUCUUUUUUUUUUGUUUAGUGUGUCCUAGAAGGCUGUGAUUCGCAUCGUUUCGAUAUGUCGAUGUCUGUCUACCUCAGGGCCAGGUCGAAGCUCGAGCUGGUGUCCAAUCAGGGUUGUUCUUCUUGCCAUGUGUGCAGUCAAGUCCCUCCUCAUUGCAGCUUUUUAACACCCCGUGUGGAAAGUGUUUUCUCGGUGUGGAUUCAGGCACAACUCUGUACGCGUAGGUGUUCGGUGGCAUGGUCAGAAAAAAAAAAAGAGAGCAAAAAAAAAAAAGAAUUAAAAAACAAUUUACUAUUCUA